AGAUUUGCAUUUUCGGUACAAUAGCGAAUAUUUUAAACAUUAUGGUUUUGACAAAAAAGGAUAUGGCAAAGGCUCCCAUUAAUAAAAUAUUAAAAUGGCUGGCAGUAGCUGAUAUGUUUGUUAUGAUUGAAUAUAUACCAUUCGCAUCGUAUCAGUACAUCUACAUGAAACCGGGCGAAAAGGACUUUAGUUAUGCUUGGGCGUUGUACAUUCUCUUUCAUAUGCAUUUCACUCAAGUGUUGCAUACAAUUUCCAUUGGACUUACGGUGACCUUGGCUAUAUGGCGUUACGUUGCUAUAAGACAUCCACACGGAGCUUGUGCUACAUUUCUCCUAUCGCAUUGCAAGGAAUCCAUAUUGUUUUCAUUCAUCAUUUCGCCGAUUGUUUGCUUUCCCACACUGUUUGUGUUUAAGGUGCGUAAACGAAUGGUGGCUGACAGUGAUGUGCCUCUCUAUCAUGUUGAUGCUAAUAAGGAUACACAAUUAUACAGAAUAAAUUUCUGGAUACAUUCGGUUAUUAUUAAAUUAAUACCCUGUUGCAUAUUAACCAUUAUCAGUUUUAUACUAGUGAGAGUAUUAUGUGAAGCUUCAAAACGAAAGCAAAAGCUUAAGGAAUACAGUAAUCCCAAUAAGGCUACACAACAACCGUGUCUACAGAAAUCCAGACCACCCAAAUGCGACCGCCGCACCGACCGCACUACUAUGCUCUUAGUUGCUGUACUUAUACUCUUUCUCCUAACCGAAUUUCCACAAGGUAUUUUGGGUUUAAUGUCGGGUGUUAUGGAGAAAUGUUUUUUUAAUGCCUGCUAUCCGCCCUUCGGUGAAUUGAUGGAUUUACUAGCACUAAUAAAUGCUGCUAUAGAUUUCGUGCUCUACGGUUUGAUGUCGAAACAAUUUCGCACGACAUUUAAAUCAUUAUUUUUCAAAAGACACUUUGGUAGUAUUGAACUAACAAGGACUACACGAUUAACGACUACAUGUGUAUGAUUUUUUUCCGCUAGAAACAAUGUCAACACCCCAACUAUGGCCCAUAUGACACACUUAACGAUGGAGAAGAUGACUGUAAACCCGACUACAUCUGCCGUUGUCACAACGAUGGGAACAACAAGAACAGAAGUAGUUACUACAAGUUUCCAGUAAAUUAUAUACACAUACAUACAUGUAUAUAUAGUGUGAUAUUUUUUGUAUUUGUUUACCUUUUUUUAUAUAUAAAUUAAUAACAAUAACAAAAAAGAAAAAUGUUUGUUAAGUAAAUAUUUUCAAAGUGAACUAAAAGGUUUCUGACUAUAUUACUAUUUUCAUUUGUUAGAUCUUCAAAGGACUGGUAGAGCCUGCACAUUUUAAACUUUAAGGAUUCUGAAUAAAGUCUAUUCUAGGAAAAGUUUUGCUAAAGUAUUUAUGUAAUGUUGUUAAAUUUUUAGUCUAAGUCUAAGGACUAGCCUCGGGAAUAGUCUAUAAACUAGUCAAUAGACGAACAUAUGAAAUGGUCUGGCGGCUAGUGUAUUAACUUGAUUACAGACUAUUCUAAGGACCAGUCUAUGUAUGCACUAUGGACUAGAGUUUAAACUAGUCAAUAUACUAGUUUAUAAACUAGGCUAAGGACUAGUCUAUAAACUAGUCAAUAGACAAUCUGUGUGCCUAUAUGCUAGUCUAUAAACUAGUCUAUGAACUAGUCUGUAAACUAGCCUAUGGACUGUGCAUAUGAACUAGUCUAUAGACUAGUCUAAAGACUAGUGUAAAGACUAGUAUAUGGACUAGUCUAUAAACUAGUCAAUGGAGUAGUUUAUUGGCUAGUCUAUAAACUUGUCAACUGAUUUAUCUAUAAACUAGUAAAUAGACUAGUCUAAAGACUAAUCUAUGGAUUAGCUUAACGACUAGUGUAUAAACAAAUCUAUCGACUAGGCAAGUUUAACGACUAGUGCAUGGGCUAGUCUAUGGACUAAUCUAAAGAUCAGUCUAUGUGCGAUAAAUAAGUCUAUGUACUACUCUAUAGGCAGUUUGUAAACUAGUCUAUAAACUACUCUAACUGACUAACUACAGACUAGUGUAAAAACUAGUAAAUGGACUACUUUAUAAACUAGUCUACAAUGGACUAGUCAAUGGACUGCAAUGGAGUGCAAUACUAAUCAAUUAACUAGAAUAUAUGCUAGUCUAUAAACUAGUCUAAGGACUUGUUUAUAUUUAUGUACUGUUGUUAAAUUGUUAGUCUAAAUCUAAGGUCUAGCCUGUGGAGUAGUCUGUAAACUAGUCAAUAGACUAAUCUAUUAAAUGGUCUGUCGGUACAAACUUCAUUACGGACUAUUCUAAAGACCAGUCUAUGUACUAGUCUAUAUAUUGGUCAAUAGACUAGAGUUUAAACUAGUCUAUAUACUAGUUCAUAAACUACGCUAAGAACUAGUCUAUAAACUAGUCAAUAGACAAUCUGUGU
Messenger RNA from Lucilia cuprina (Australian sheep blowfly), 2427 nucleotides. RefSeq names its product G-protein coupled receptor dmsr-1. The transcript has 5 exons. Gene Ontology annotation, biological process: G protein-coupled receptor signaling pathway. Gene Ontology annotation, cellular component: membrane. Bases 42 to 986 code for a protein of 314 amino acids. Lineage: Eukaryota; Metazoa; Arthropoda; Insecta; Diptera; Calliphoridae. The record is from RefSeq and is a predicted model, not a curated record. Gene Ontology annotation, molecular function: G protein-coupled peptide receptor activity.